Molecule: messenger RNA, 1579 nt
Organism: Danio aesculapii
Lineage: Eukaryota; Metazoa; Chordata; Actinopteri; Cypriniformes; Danionidae
Product: NACHT, LRR and PYD domains-containing protein 12-like
Exons: 6
Coding region: 1-1158 (385 amino acids)
Molecular function (GO): protein binding
Source: RefSeq, a predicted model, not a curated record
AUGGGUCGUGCACCAGACCUCACAGAGAAAACACCAUCAUCUGCUCGAAGAUUGGCCAUGUGUAAUCUUACUGUUCAGUGCUGUGCGAGUUUGUCUUCAGCUCUACAAUCCUCAAACUGUAUCCUGAGAGAGCUGGAGCUGAGUAACAAUGACCUGCAGGAUUCAGGAGUGAAGCUUCUCUCUGAUGGACUGAAUAGUCAACACUGUAAACUGGAGACACUGAGAUUGGUCAUGUGUAAUCUCACUGCUCAGUCCUGUGAGAGUUUGUCUUCAGCUCUACAAUCCUCAAACUGUGUCCUGAGAGAGCUGGACCUGAGUAACAAUGACCUGCAGGAUUCAGGAGUGAAGAAGGUCUCUGAUGGACUGAAGAGUUUAAGAGUUUUAGGAGAAAAUUGUAAGCUGGAGAUACUGAGAUUGUCUGGCUGUAUGGUGACAGAGGAAGGCUGUGGUUUUCUGUCUUCAGCUCUGACUUCAAACCCCUCACACCUGAGAGAGCUGGAUCUGAGCUACAAUCAUCCAGGAGAUUCAGGAGUCAAGCUGCUCUCUGGACAACUGGAGGAUCCAAACUACACACUGGACAAACUCAAUCUGGAUCAUGGAGGAGAGACAAUGAUUACAGCAGGACUACGCAAAUUCUGUUUCCUCACACUGGAUCCAAACACAGCACACACUCGUCUCAUUCUGUCUGAGGAGAACAGAGAGGUGAAGAGUGUGUGGGAGAAUCAGCCGUAUCCUGAUCAUCCAGACAGAUUUGAUUAUUGUCUUCAGGUGUUGUGCAGAGAGAGUGUGUGUGGACGCUGUUACUGGGAGACUGACUGGAUUGGAGAUUAUGCUGUGUGUAUAUCAGUGUCAUAUAAGAGCAUCAGCAGGAAGGGAGCAGGUUAUGAGUGUGUGUUUGGAUAUAAUGCUCAGUCCUGGAGUUUGAUCUGCUCUUCCUCCAGUUUCUCAUUCAGACACAAUAACACACACACUGAUCUCCCAGUAACUCCGCUCAGCAGUAGAAUAGGGGUGUUUGUGGAUCACAGUGCAGGAACUCUGAUCUUCUACAACAUCUAUAGAGACACAAUGAGCCUCAUCCACUCAGUCCAGACCACAUUCACUGAGCCGCUCUGGCCUGGGUUUACUGUGUGUUCUGGAUCAUCAGUGAAACUGAGCUGAAGACUGACAAGAGAUUUACCCACAAUCCUCUGCAGGAGCAGUCAGCAGCAGUGAGAUGAUAUGGAGUCUCUUCUGUGUGUGUGUGUGUGUGUGUGUGUGUGUGUGUGUGUGUGUGUGUGUGUGUGUGUGUGUGUGUGUGUGUGUGUGUGUGUGUGUGUGUGUUUCUCAGUCUUCAUUUGUCACAUCAUUGAUCUUUAUUAAGUGUCCUCCAGGAUCCUGAUGUGUUCAGAUCAGCUCAUUCUUGUCUACAGAUUUAUAUUUUUCAUUGUUUCUCUGUUGUUUGAGCACAAAUAAUAAAAGUCAAUGUCAAAUCCACUGCUGAUGUUAGAAUGUGAUGAUGAACAUGGAAAUGUCUGAAUCUUGUCUGAAUCUUUGUCAAAUAUUGAAUCAACUGUAGAGAAAUCCAGCAGGUCAAUAAAUA